UGGGCGGCUGUGGCGAGGCCCAGGAGGAGGAGGAGAGGAGGAGGAGGCGACCUGGCCGUCUUUUCCCCCGCUUCCUCCUCGCAGCCGGGACGGCCUGUCCCUUUAAGGUGCCUCCACCGUCCAGGCUGCCCGCCGCCCGGGCCUGUGCGAGCAAGCUGAGGGGAGGGAGAGCGAGGCGAGGACGGAGGUCCCGCUGCCGCCGCGGUCGUCUCGGCUGGGCUGCCUCCCAGAGCAAGAGGGCGCCCGUCUGAGGGAGAAGCGGAGCGCCGGAGGGCCUCGGCGGAGCAGGACCAGGCGGCGAGGCUGGCGGCGGCGGCGGAGCAGCUCCUCUCCUUGUUGUCUGAAAGUUCCAGAAAUCUCUCGUUUGCAAGAAAGAUGAGGUUGUGUUACUGUACAGUGCCAGCACUAAUAAGUCUGCUGUUUUUCUUCUGGAUCCCAUCAUCAAUGUGCUGCAACAAGGCGCUCUGUGCUAGUGAUGUCAGCAAGUGCUUAAUACAGGAGCUGUGUCAAUGCCGCCCUGUUGAAGGAAACUGUUCAUGUUGUAAGGAAUGCAUGCUGUGCUUAGGCACACUUUGGGAUGAGUGCUGUGACUGUGUUGGUAUGUGCAAUCCUCGCAAUUACAGUGACACACCUCCUACUUCCAAGAGUACCGUCGAGGAAUUGCACGGGCCAAUCCCAUCCCUUUUCCAAGCACUUACAGAAGGCGACACUCAGCUGCACUGGAACAUUGUAUCAUUCCCUGUUGCAGAAGAACUGUCACAUCAUGAGAACUUGGUCUCUAUUUUAGAAACGGUGAACCACCCGCAGCAUCAGAACGUCUCCAUUCCAAACAACAAUGUCCAUGCCCCAUACACCAGUGACAAAGAAGCCACUUGUACUGUGGUUUACUUCGAUGACUGUAUGUCAGUGCAUCAAUGCAAGAGCUCUUGCGAAUCUAUGGGUGCAUCCAAAUACCGGUGGUUUCACAAUGCCUGCUGCGAAUGUAUUGGACCAGAGUGUAUCGACUAUGGCAGCAAAACUGUAAGGUGCAUGAACUGUAUGUUUUGAAGCUGAAAACUGAAUCUUUUUAUCAAAGACCCUAAAGUUAUAUUUUUAUUGAUAUAGAUUGAAUUUGCAAGUAUUGCUUGAGAAUGUAAUAGUUGCAAUACAGAGGAGAUGUAUAAAAUUUUAAACAUGUAAUUCUGCCCCCUCUUUAAAUAAUGCUAAACAGUAUUAAUUAGUAAAUGGGUGUUUUCUUAAAGUAUAACCAGCCUUCCUAGAUUUUUAUUUGAUCUGAAUAUGUCAACUUAGCUGAUUUAUGUACAGUCACAUAAGAACAUAAGAACAUAAGAAGAGCCUGCUGGAUCAGGCCAGUGGCCCAUCUAGUCCAGCAUCCUGUUCUCACAGUGGCCAACCAGGUGCCUGGGGGAAGCCCACAAGCAGGACCCGAGUGCAAGAACACUCUCCCCUCCUGAGGCUUCUGGCAACUGGUUUUCAGAAGCAUGCUGCCUCUGACUAGGCUGGCAGAGCACAGCCAUCAUGGCUAGUAGCCAUUGAUAGCCCUGUCCUCCAUGAAUUUGUCUAAUCUUCUUUUAAAGCCAUCCAAGCUGGUGGCCAUCACUGCAUCUUGUGGGAGCAAAUUCCAUAGUUUAACUAUCCGCUGAGUAAAGAAGUACUUCCUUUUGUCUGUCCUGAAUCUUCCAACAUUCAGCUUCUUUGAAUGUCCACGAGUUCUAGUAUUAUGAGAGAGGGAGAAGAACUUUUCUCUAUCCACUUUCUCAAUGCCAUGCAUAAUUUUAUACACUUCUAUCAUGUCUCCUCUGACCCGCCUUUUCUCUAAACUAAAAAGCCCCAAAUGCUGCAACCUCUUGUUGGGGAGAGGAUCAUGAAGCAUCACAGAAAUUGCAGUUGGAUCCAUCAAAAUUCUGUAAUUGUUUGGGCUUGCCGCAUGUUUCCAAACGUUCACAUUUGAGCUUUAUUGCAGCAGACCACAUAUUUCUAUCAUGAUAAGCAUUUAAAAAGCAAGUUAGCAGCUACACAAAAGUCUCCAGCCAUUGCCAUUUGCUUGUGAGAAGGAAAGCCCCAGGGUGUUUUUUAAUCAAAACAUGUUCACUUCACUUUUUUGCUUGUUUUCCCCUAGUUCAUGUGGCUAUAAGGAACAAAAAACAAACAUCCUUUAAUUCAGAAACAAAGUGUAAAUCAUAGCAAACUCAGAAAGAAUUUAUAUAUGUAACAAUAAGAGAUCUGGGUGAAACGCAGUUGUCCCAGAACUGAUUGCUUUUCUUAUGUACAAAUUUUAUUAAAACUCAGUAACAUAUUUUUUUAAAGCCAGCCAGUGCUGUUUUCCUAAAAUUUAUCUAUGUGACCCUUCAUAUUUCUCCAUCUUUUCUACUAUAGCUUCUGAUAAUACACUGUUUACUGCUAACAGCAUACCAGUUCAGCAUUAGUGAUGUCUGCUUGGAAAUGGUUUUUCACACAUAGGUGGUUUGGAUAUGAUCUUAGGGAACACAAAGGUGCUGCAUAGAGGAAAUGCAUCUAUUAUCCAGAAGUGUUUUACCAAGAAAAUGGUUGGUGUUCUAACUCUCAGCACCCUCAACAAACAACCAUUCCUAGGAGUUAAAGCUCUUUAAAUGUAUAGUGGAGAAGAGACCGGGGACUACUGUAUACUUUGAGCACAGCGGCUAAUAGGAAGCAUUGUUGAUUCUACUUAAAUUAUUUGUAUGUAACAAUUCAUAUCUAUUGCUGUACUAAAGCUGUCACUUCCUAGGUUUUUUUAGUUGAAGUUCAGUCAUUAUUAGCAGAAUGUGCUUUAUAAUCUUAUGGAUGCUUAUCACCUUGUAGAGCAUGACUAUUUGGAUUUUGUUGAGAGAUGGUCGAUGUGAAUCUUGAUAUUUUUCCUCAGCAUUAAUAAUAGGUCCAAAACUGGGUUGCUAAAGGAAAGAAGGACAACUCCUUAAAGCAGUGGUAAUCUAACCUUUUUUUGGCCUGAGGAGUACGUUGACGGCUGGCCACCCCACCGAUGUCUGCCUGCCAGUGUCGGCCAUGGUCUGUGCUCCCUAGUGUGUACACACACCCUUGUGGACCAUACACAAACACACUCGGCAGGCAGGCGCACACACAUAUCUAGCAGGGAAGAGAAGUUCUACCCCAGUACUGCAAUUGGCAUUUUUCCUUCUCCACUGCAGUGCUGGGGUGUGUGUGUUUCUUCUUUUGAUUGUUCCUGUCUUUAAUGGGCAGCCACACCUUGAAAUAUGGAAAAGAUAAAUAAAUUAUAAAACUUGGUAGCAUCUAGUUCAUUGAUGAGAAUGUUUAGGAAAACUUGUUUGACAAAACUAAUUCAACAGCUUUGAAGGUACUGAAAAUGUUUGUAUGACUUAAGAAUAUUCUACCUGUAAAAUAUUGUAUUCUAAUGAAAUCAUGAUUUCUUAUGUAUUAAUCUGUUGCAGUUGAUUGGUGGAAUCAUCCUAAUAGUGUAAAAACUGUUAGGAAAUGUUAGAUUCAAGAGUUGUUUUUUGUUUUGAUUUUAAAUAGACCUUUCAAAACCUUGAAAUAUUUCUUAGUAAGGAUGGUCCAGUUAAUUUGUAAUAUCAUUUAUAAUACUGUCUAAAAACAUCUACUGUGAGCUCUGUGUACAUACAGUUACAUGAUUUACAUCAAUAUUAAAUGUAUUUUCUUAUAUUUACAUGUUUUCACUUGGUAUUUAAUAAACAACUCUAUUUAGCGGUGUGGAUUUCUUUUGUUGUCCUUUCUGUCACUAAUAAAUAAUAAAUACGAGUUGCGGAAUAGCCUCCCCGAAGAGGUACGCCUGGUGCCUACAUUAUUAUCUUUCCGGCGCCAGGUAAAGACCUUCUUAUGCUCCCAGGCAUUUUAAUCAUUUUAAUCUUUUUAUCUUUCUAAUCUUGUAAUACUAAUCCUUUUAUCAUCUUAUAUUUUGUUUAAUUGUAUUUUGUUU
Molecule: messenger RNA, 3931 nt
Organism: Rhineura floridana
Lineage: Eukaryota; Metazoa; Chordata; Lepidosauria; Squamata; Rhineuridae
Gene: TWSG1
Product: twisted gastrulation BMP signaling modulator 1
Exons: 5
Coding region: 376-1047 (223 amino acids)
Biological process (GO): regulation of BMP signaling pathway
Source: RefSeq, a predicted model, not a curated record